This is a messenger RNA of Phalacrocorax carbo (great cormorant), 1523 nucleotides long. Lineage: Eukaryota; Metazoa; Chordata; Aves; Suliformes; Phalacrocoracidae. The record is from RefSeq and is a predicted model, not a curated record.
UCGCCGGUCCCGGAAUGCAGCGGUUCACGCUCACUGGCUGGCGCGCCCGUUCCCCCCUCGGCGUCCUGACGUGCUCAUAGGCGCGGCGUCCCGUCAGUCUUUCGCCCCGCCGUUGCCACGGGGAGGACGCGGGCUGGGGCCGGCAGCUCGCGAUGGCUGGCGUGGAGCUCUUCUCGCAUCCUGCGCUUCACACGCGCUACCGGGCCGGGCUUUGCUCCGCCGCCGCGCUGGCGCUGCUGCUCAUAACGCUGCUCACCUAUGUGCCGCCGCUGCUGGUGGCCUACCGGAGCCACGGUUUCUGGCUGAAGCAGAGCGCGUACCUGGAGCAGCCCGCCGUGCGGUUCCGGUACGAGGUGCUCUUCGUGGCCACCAUCGGGCCCGGCCCGGGCAGCUUCUUGGCGUGGAGCACGUUCCCAGCGUUCAACAGGCUCCAGGAGGACCGGCUGCGAGUCCCCCUCCUGUCGACUAGAGAAGAGGACAAAAAUCAAGAUGGCAAAAUGGAUCAGUUGCAUUUUAAAUUGGAACUUCCGCUACAACCUACAGAGCAUGUAGUUGGUGUUCAGCUGAUCCUACUCUUUUCCUACCAGCUUUACAGAAUGUCAACACUGGUGAUGCAGAGCAUGGCUUUUCUUCAGUUUUUUUCUCCUGUGCCAGGGUCUCAGCUCUAUGUGAAUGGAGACCUGAAACUGAACCAGAGGCAAUUACUUAACCAUCGUGGACUGGAUACCAGAUACAACGUGUCUGUGGUCAAUGGCACAAGUCCUUUUGCGAGCGACUAUGAUCUAACAAACAUUAUUGCAGCAUAUCAGGAUAGAAAUGUGACAACAGUCUUUUCAGAUCCCAACCCUGUUUGGGUGACUGGAGGAGCAAGAGAUACACCAUUUAUCGUCAAUGCCACUAUUCGUUACCCAGUGGAAGUUAUCUUAUAUCAGCCAGGAUUUUGGGAAAUUAUUAAAUUUGCCUGGAUCCAGUAUGUCAGCAUUCUCCUUAUCUUUCUUUGGGUAUUUGGUAGGAUUAAAAUGUUUGUGUUCCAGAACCAGGUGUUGACUACAACUGCAAUAUCACCAGUUCUGCCGGUGUCUCCCGUACUGUCCUACAAACAGCACCAGUCCUGAGGAGAUGCCUGAGAACACUUUAAAGAAAUGCAGUUCAAAAAUAGAUACCUGCAUUUAUUCUCUGUAAACUUUUUACUUUGGAAGAUCAGAACUUUAAGUAUGUUCCAAGUAUGUUCUGUUUGUGCUUCCUUUUUUAAAAUACAUGUUCGUUCAUCUAGUUCUCUCCAAAUACUGCUUUGGGGCUGAAGAUUUUAAUAUUUUUGUCAACUAAAGAAGAACCUAGGGUUGUUUUUUUUUUUGCAACCGGCACACAUUUCAAAAACCAGUAGAAAGCAAUGAGACUGCUUUUGCAUCAUCCUAAUUUUACUAAACCUUGAAGACUGAAAAUAAUAUGCUAACAGUAACAAUGUAAGCCAUUUUUACAGCAUUGUAUAUUAAUAAAGGGAAAAGUCUAAGGAUGUGAAAAAA